Onychostoma macrolepis is the source of this 4532-nucleotide messenger RNA. RefSeq names its product phospholipid phosphatase-related protein type 4 (gene plppr4b). Gene Ontology annotation, molecular function: phosphatidate phosphatase activity. Gene Ontology annotation, biological process: phospholipid metabolic process; signal transduction; axonogenesis. The record is from RefSeq and is a predicted model, not a curated record. NCBI's taxonomy places the organism in Eukaryota, Metazoa, Chordata, Actinopteri, Cypriniformes, Cyprinidae. Bases 276 to 2507 code for a protein of 743 amino acids. The transcript is spliced from 7 exons.
CAGGACGCAAGACCCUCAUCCGAAAAAUCUGAUGUCAUCUUGCCGGCAAUAUUUUCCUCUCUGUCUGUAUAUUCAAUUGCAAUCAUAUUCCACUGCAAUAUAAACAGUGCGUGUAAAUGGUGAAAGGUGUAGAUUAUGUCUGUCGUUUGAUUCUGUGUGCAUCAUGCAUCUCAAUGGAGCAAGCAGCAGCUGAUCUAGACGGCUUGUUUUGCUGGAUGAAGGUGGACGCUUAGGACACAACAGGUUAUUGGCGUUUAUUAAAGGAGAGAAACACGAUGUCUGCGAGAGAAAGACUGAAAGAGAAGAUGACAAAAGAGAGCGUGACACUGCUGCCAUGCUUUUAUUUCGUGGAGCUUCCUCUCCUGGUCUCAUCUAUGGUCAGCGUGUAUUUUCUGGAGUGGACAGACGUUUUCAAACCGGUCCGCUGGGGUUUCAGCUGUCACGACCGCAGUCUGAGUCUGCCUUAUAUCGAACCCACGCAUGAGGUCAUUCCCUUCCUCAUGCUCCUCAGCCUCGCUUUCGCAGCUCCUGCUAUUACGAUCAUGAUCGGAGAGGGGAUUCUGUUCUGCUGUCUGUCCCGAGCGCAGUGCAGAGGAGGAGCUGAAGCCGAUAUCAACGCCGCGGGCUGCAACUUUAACUCUUUCGUCCGGCGAGGUGUCAGGUUUGUGGGCGUUCAUGUGUUUGGAUUAUGUGCCACGGCUUUGAUUACCGACAUCAUCCAGUUGUCGACAGGUUACCCCGCCCCCUACUUCCUGACUGUCUGCAAGCCCAACUACACUCACCUCAAUACUUCCUGUGAUGAAAGUUUCUUCAUCCUGGAGGACAUCUGCUCAGGAUCUGAUGCCGCUGUCAUCAAUGCUGGCAGAAAAUCCUUCCCGUCACAGCAUGCAACACUGGCAUCCUUUGCUGCCGUGUAUGUCUCGAUGUAUUUCAACAGCACGCUGACAGACUCAUCCAAACUGCUGAAGCCUCUUCUGGUGUUCUCCUUCAUCAUCUCUGCCAUCAUAUGUGGUCUAACCCGCAUUAUUCAACACAAGAACCACGCCAUUGACGUUUACCUGGGCUUCCUUCUAGGAGGGGGCAUCGCUGUUUACCUAGGUUUGUUUGCUGUAGGAAACUUCCAACCGAGCAAGGAGAAACAGACAAGUCAGCUUCACAUUCACGAUUCUCAUCGAACUAUGACUGACCUUUGCCAGCAAGGUCACCGCUUAACUGCCAAGAGCUGCAGUGGCAGUGACGGUCUCUCAUCUUCCUACUCCGAGGGCAUCCUGCAUCGCAACACCCAACACCACCAGGCUGGAUCUCUUAGCAGCCUGAAAAGACCAAGUGGAGAUGUGGAGGUCAUCACCCGCAGUCCUCCACACAAGGAGAACAUGGUGACCUUCAACACCUUGCCCAGAGUGCAUACGCAUGCCAUGGAUGAGUCUGAUUUCCGCAACGCCACCAUCCACACCUCCUCGGUAGAUUCAAGUCGAUCGAAGCAGCUGCUGAUGCAGUGGAAGAUUAAGAACGAAAACCAUAAACACUCCCUGCAUGCCAUGGAAGGCGGACCAGGACAGUCCCCUCCAAACAGCAUGGACAUCCGCUGCAAAUCUGAACCCUCAGCUGUGGGAAUCAAUGGUGAACAUCAGGGACCUGGAACCCCAUACCUAAAAAUGGCCACUGGAAGUACAACAUUACCAAGCAACCCCAGUGGAAUUGCUGGCGGUGCUCGGAUACCUAUGCAGUCUCGGCCUGGUUCCUCGCAGUUGGUGCACAUCCCAGAGGAGACACAAGAUAACAUGGGUGGCUUGCCAAAUACCAGUAACACCCGUGACAAAUGGCUUAAAAGCAUGGAGAGGACUGGGGAGAAGGGUGGGGAGGUACCGGUGGUUAGGACUAACUCUAAUGGCCAGCCACGCAUCAUGCAGGUCAUUGCAAUGUCCAAGCAGCAAGGUCUCCUGCAGGGGAGCUCUCCCAGUUCUGAGAGCAGCAGCCACACCAGCUCCACUGCACCUCUGCAGCGCUACAAGAGCCUAACUGAGGAGUCUGGAGGUCAAGGCAGCACUGGAGCCAUCAUUCGGGUGGAAGCCCAUCCAGAGAACGGUCGACCCCUGGUGCAUGCGCACUCCACGGAUGGAAGUGGCUCCUGGACGUGGAAGUCCCAAAGCAGCUUCAGACAGUCAUUUGAGCUCAAUGACUUGAAUCGAGACUCGGAGAGUUCAGAAUCCAUGAGGGAUGGGAACAGUUCUACGGACAGAAAGAAGAAUGGCUCUAACGCUCCUAAAGUCGUCGCAGUGCCAACUGUCCCUACUUUAUCUACAGCAGGUGGUGACCACCAUCCCAACCAGACCAUUUCCACCAUCCGGGUCACUCCCAUGGAAAUGACUGAAUCUGGUGUUGAGAGUCGUGAUUCGAGCUUGCGCAGAAAAACCAGGAUCCUUAUCCCUGAAAGAGGAAACAGUCCAGACAAUACCAGGAAUAUUUUUUACAAGGGAACAUCCACCACCCCAGUUUUCAAAGAGUAGUCAGUAAUUAUCUUGACACAAAAAAAUAAAAAUAAAAUAAAUAAAAAUAAAAAAAUAUCGAAGAAACCAGAAGAGGUUGGGUGUUGUGUAGACACAUAUGCUACAUUUGACACAUCUCCAAUGGCAUCACCUGUUAUGCAUGAGAUAAUUCACUGACUUAAAAUUAUAUGGCAGCAAGAAAAGCACAAAAUCCAGGUUUUGGUCAGAAUAUUGUUUACUUUUGUGAUAACAACAUUGUAAACAUAUGACAGUAUAUCAUAUGGAAAUGGUCUUACCUUUAGUGAAACACUGUGAAGCUGGAACUGUGACCUUGCCAAGAUUGAACUGCACCACUGUAUUUAAGUAUUUAACAUCUCAGAUAUCUUAAAAGAUUUUCCAUAUAGGCAUACAUCCACUUAUUCAUAUACUGAUAACUAUGCUAGCUGAAACUCUUAUUUUUGUAUUCUGUAAAUAACUUUUAAAAUCGGUGCUGCCCAGUUCUGAGAACGUAAUGUAAAAACAAAACGUUAAGGAGAAAAUAGAAAAAAAAUGUGCAGGGCACUCUUCUGAAAACUCUGUCAUUUGAAAUUUCUUAUGACCAUAAGUGCUUAGAAUAUUCUCUGUAGCAAAUGAUAGUCAUAAAACGACAUGCACUUCAUGUUUACUACUUGCAAUACAAAUACUUUACAUACUGUAUGUACUGUAUCUGUAGAAAUUUGCACGUAAAAUGCACAUUCAUGUAUAUUUUAUUAGACACAUAAUAUUGUAUCUAUCAGUGUCAAUCCAAAAGAGAAAAAUAAAAAAAGAACUACAUUUUAUGUACAAAUACCAAUGAAUACUAAUGAGAUUUAUUACUUCCAUUUAAGACUAUUAUUGUGAAAAAAACAAAAAAACAAAACAUUAUUAUUGCAUCUAAUGUCUAUCUUCCACUCUUUUCUCAAAUGUAUAUGUGCAUAACAGAAUUAAUUUUACUUGUUUCCCUUCAAAAAAUUCUGAUUUUGUCAUAGUUAUUUUAAAGUUAGCUGCAUUAGUAGCAAAACGAUAUUCCACGUUGAUUUUCUAACUGUGGUUAUUCCACUGUGAGCUCCAGCUUUUUAGGCCAAACUGUCAUAUUAAAUGUUUUAUAUACACUUGUGUAGCCGCACACUAAAAAAAUUCAAAUGGCUUUACUGUUCACAAAGAGAUUUGCAAUGAGCGAGAAGUGGCUCAUUAAAUCUAGUGUCAUCUUAGCUGUUAAAAAUGACAGCAGUGACAUUUAAUUCCAUGAUAAUUUACUGUGUAACUUUUUAUAAACUGUAAAUUAAUGUGCCAAAGGGUAUUUUAAAGCGAAGAUUCAGUUUUGAAACAUUUCUAUAGAAGUCUGUAUUCUUAUAAACCACAAACUCUUUCAGCACAGCUGUAGCCAGUGCAUGGUAGUUUGAUAUUUCACAUUUAUUUUUGGUUUCCUUUUUGUAAAUUAUGCAUUUGUGUAGCAGCUGCAUAUGUGAUUAUUUAUACUGAAUAUAAAUGACUUGUUGACAAUCUUUCUAGAUAAAGUCACACCAGAAUACACUGUAUGUUAUCUCUAACAUGUCGAAAGAUUGUUUGGAUACCCGUUAAUGUGCGCUAAUGAUUUUAGAAAUGCAUUAAGCAUGCUGGUAGCAGUUUGUGUUUUCUGAGGAACGUAUUACUCUGUAGCACUCUGUGUUAACUGUCAUCGACACAGUGACGUGAGGUUCAGUUUGGAUAGGAAUGAAUCCAGUCGAACCUGUUACAGUGAUGUUACAUGUUAAUGUUGCAGCGACCAGACAGAAAAAUAAUGUUAAUGUAUGUCACCUUUGAGCAUACAAACAGUUUGUUUCUAUCGUUACAUGGUUCUGUUUUACUCCAGUAACAGGGUAGAGGAAGAAAAACUGUGCUGUAUCAGUGUUUGAAUAAACAUUUGCCAUUUAAAACUGCUGAGUCUCUUUAAUAAUGAAUUGGCUGCACAUUUGUAAUGGCACUUUCCACAAAUAAGGCACAAAAUAGACAUUGAAACUCUUUAAAAAAUGUCUUUAAAAAGUUGUU